Molecule: messenger RNA, 1046 nt
Organism: Vicia villosa (hairy vetch)
Lineage: Eukaryota; Viridiplantae; Streptophyta; Magnoliopsida; Fabales; Fabaceae
Exons: 2
Coding region: 11-532 (173 amino acids)
Molecular function (GO): DNA binding
Source: RefSeq, a predicted model, not a curated record
UUGUUGAGUUAUGCAAGAAGUUGGCGAUAUGCAAAGGGUUGGAGGAGCAACAGGAGCUGGAAAUGUGCAAAGUAACGAUAUGGAGCAAGACACUGUAACAGCAACAACACCCAUUGAGCCAACCGCACCACUUCCUCCUAUUGGUCGGAAGAAAAGAAGAGCAAAUGCAAAUGCUAUUAGAAAGAGGUCUGAGGUAUGGGACCACUUUAACCUUAUUCCUAAUAGUAAUCCCGCUACUGCGGCAUGUAAGUAUUGUCAUCAAAAGUACAUGUGUGACUCUAAGAAACAUGGAACGUCAAACUUAAAGAGUCACAUGAAAGCAUGCCCUAAGUAUCCGUUGAACCUCUCAACCGACCCUACCCAAACUGUGUUGACAUAUUCAACAACUCAGGGAGGUGUUUUGGUUCCAACAUCUUCUAGGUUUGAUCCUUUAGGUUGUAGAAAGGGGUUGGCUUACUUUAUCAUUUUAGAUGAGAAGCCAUUUAUUACAGUUGAAGGAGAGGGAUUCAAGUACUUUUGUAACCAAAUGUAACCCCAAUUUACUAUACCAUCAAGGAGAACCAUAGCUAGGGAUUGUUUUCAGAUAUAUCUUGAUGAGAAAGUGAGGUUGAGAGCGUUAUUCAAUUCUGAUUGUAGUAGGGUGGCAAUUACAACAGAUUGUUGGACAUCCGUUCAAAAUCUUAACUACUUAACCCUCACUGCCCAUUUUAUAGAUAGGGAUUGGAAAUACCAAAAAAGGAUAAUUAGCUUUACAGUUAUCCCAAAUCACCGAGGUAAAACAGUUGGUAAGAAGGUUGAGGAUGUGUUGAAGGAGUGGGGGCUGAGAAACGUUUCAACUAUCACGGUAGAUAACGCAGCAUCAAAUGAUGUUGCUGUUAAGUAUUUGGAGCAGAAAAUCAGAAACAUGAAUGGGCUUUUGUUGGAUGGAUUUGGAUUUCACAUGAGGUGUUGUGCUCAUAUAUUGAAUUUGGUCGUGAGAGAUGGAUUAAAAGUAGCUAGUACCUCAAUUUCAAAUGUUAGAAAUGCAACUAGGUUUGUAAGAUCUU